GUUGAGGACUAACCGAUGACAUUUUCUUUCUCGUUGCAGGUGAACAAGCUGUACGCCAUCAUCUCGUCGUCCAUCUCCUUCUGGAUCCCGUGCACCAUCAUGAUCUUCACAUACCUCGCCAUCUUUAAAGAGGCCAAUCGGCAGGAGAAGCAGAUGCACAAUCGCAUGGGCAACGCCAUGAUGAUGUCACACGGCGCGUCCAACGGCGACGCUCUCUCGGGCGGCUCCAACAAGGCCCUCACGCUGCACGAGGCGGCCCAGAGCACGCCCACCAAGGACAGGCAGAUCAGCAAGAUGAAGCGCGAGCACAAGGCUGCCAAGACGCUCGGCAUCAUCAUGGGCAUCUUCAUUCUCUGCUGGCUACCUUUCUUCCUGUGGUACGUGAUCACGACGCUGUGCGGCGACGCGUGCUACUGUCCUGACGUCGUCGUGGCGCUCCUCUUCUGGAUCGGCUACUUCAACUCGACGCUCAACCCCCUUAUUUACGCCUACUUCAAUCGCGACUUCCGAGAGGCGUUCAAGAACACGUUGCAGUGCGCGUUCUGCUCACUGUGCCGACGGCCGCCGUCCGACCUGGACGCACUUGAUAUGCGGCGGCCGUCGCUCCGGUUCGACGACCGGACCAAGAGCGUGUACUCGGAAACGUACCUGAGGCACAUAGACCGGAGACGUUCGUCCGAGUUUGGCAGUAGCCUGUGACGUCCUGAGCCGCCCGGACACGGCAGCUCCUCCGGGAGCGGGAACAGUGUGCCGGGCAGCGACGGCGCGUGCGACGCGUCGUGGACGUGAGUGUGUGCGUGAGUGUGGCGGGCGCGGUGCGGGCCGCCUGCAAGAGUGAGUGUGUGUGAGUGUCACGUCGCCUGCGGACUGAAUGACAAUGGAAAUGAAACCCAUGUACCUUAACAAUACUUAAAGACAUUUUUAUUGUGCCGUGUAGUGUUCUUUCUCCACUCUCUCCUGGAAACGUAGUGCGUUAAAUCAACGGAGUGCUUGGAGACUGUUUAUAUUAGAUUGCGUAUGUUUUUAUUUUUUGAUUGAUCGAUUUGAUUGUUCGAUAUUGUUUGUCUUGUACCUUUACAAAUGCAGCACAAGGAAAGAUAUCUAAGUUUCUCGGGCC
This is a messenger RNA of Frankliniella occidentalis (western flower thrips), 1117 nucleotides long. Its product is annotated as octopamine receptor beta-2R-like. Gene Ontology annotation, biological process: adenylate cyclase-activating adrenergic receptor signaling pathway. The coding region runs from base 16 to 699 and encodes 227 amino acids. Gene Ontology annotation, molecular function: octopamine receptor activity. Lineage: Eukaryota; Metazoa; Arthropoda; Insecta; Thysanoptera; Thripidae. The transcript has 2 exons. The record is from RefSeq and is a predicted model, not a curated record. Gene Ontology annotation, cellular component: membrane.